UGAAAUUCAUAUUUCUAGGAAGCUGGUCCCACUGUCCAAGUGGAUAUGUGAGAAAGGCCUGAAAUUUACCAUCGAUUCAAAGUCAACCAAUCAAGAUUAAACUGUUAGUAAGAGUUGUUUUUAUUAUCAUGAUUGAUGAACAGAAAAAACAAUAAACCAACAGUAUCGAGUUUCUUGAAGGGUAUCUUUAAUCUUUUAGGACCUGAGGCAGCGCAUGCUGUAGAACACCUGUUACCUCACAAUGUUAAUGGAGACCUAUCGGCACUGUGCGUAUGGGCAGACCAAAUCCGGCACUGGUACAAGUACAGGUGGACAAGCUCUCUACACUUCAUUGAUACCCCAGACAAGGCCUGCACUUUUGAUUAUUCAAGGGACUGUGAAGAGGAUAGAUGUGUGGCUGGUGCUAUUCAGAAUUUUACAUCUCAGCUUUUGCACUACAAGGAGGGAUCGACAGAUCGCAGAUACAAUUUGACAGAAGCAUUGCUAUUUUUGUCUCACUUCGUGGGAGAUAUUCAUCAGCCAUUGCACGUUGGAUUCACUAGCGAUGAAGGAGGAAACACCAUCGAUUUGCGCUGGUACAGACACAAAUCUAAUCUUCAUCAUGUAUGGGAUAGAGAGAUCAUUCUUACAGCUCUAAAAGACUACUAUGAAAACGAUAUGAACCUCCUGCAACAAGCCAUAGAAGGGAACUUCACUGAUGGAAUUUGGUACGAUGAUGUAUCAUCAUGGAAAGAUUGUAGUGAUAUCCUUUCAUGUCCAAACAAGUAUGCUGCAGAGAGCAUAAGCAUAGCUUGCAAAUGGGGUUACAAAGGAGUUAAGGGGGGUGCUACUCUAUCAGAUGAUUAUUUCAAUUCAAGGAUGCCAAUUGUCAUGAAACGCAUUGCUCAAGGUGGUAUUCGUUUAGCCAUGUUUUUGAAUCAGAUAUUUGGGGAUUCUGAAGAAGGGAUUGCAUCACCAACAUAAUCAAAAAGAUUAGGAAUAUCAGCACAAUCGCAUCCCAUAUUCCUUCUUUUCCAUAACCAAACUCUUUGGACUGACUCAGAUUAUCAUCAUGGAAAUUCAUUUCUUUAUGUUCAGGAAUCACUCUUAUAGUUGUAAAUAUGCUGUUUACAUGCCUUGCAGUGAACUAAUUUUACUUUAAUAUCCAAGUAUUAUAACCUAUUAGGCUAUUAGCCUUGGUAAUUGGUGAUCAGUGACUUUCUAGUUUGAGAGCAGGCUUUGUAAUCAAGAUCUGUCCUUUCUAAAUGUAAUAGUUUAUUCCUCAUGAUAGAAGAAUAUUCCUCCCUUUAAUACUAAUAACUAACAUAUGUAAUAUUUAAACAUAUGAAUUUUAAUUAUAUAAUUGCUUUUAACA
Molecule: messenger RNA, 1354 nt
Organism: Ricinus communis (castor bean)
Lineage: Eukaryota; Viridiplantae; Streptophyta; Magnoliopsida; Malpighiales; Euphorbiaceae
Product: endonuclease 1
Exons: 9
Coding region: 136-963 (275 amino acids)
Biological process (GO): DNA catabolic process
Molecular function (GO): nucleic acid binding; endonuclease activity
Source: RefSeq, a predicted model, not a curated record